AUGCCCUGCGAUUGCGGGUUUUUCUGCCUUUUCACAGAAAGAAGGAGGCACAUUGAAGUCCUUUGGCGUAAACGAUUAUUGGUCACAGACGACGAGCGUCGGGCAAAGCGCCGAUUCCUUACACUUAUGCGUGGAUUUGACACAGAGGAUUUGGAAAUACUUCGAAGGGCAGUCGAGUCUGUUGGGAUUGAUAUUAAACAAUGCGCCCCAGGCCCUCCAAUGGACCUUAUUGAGGAAAGGGAAAGCAGCACAAGUGAGGAUGAAGAGGAAUUGGAACCUGAGGCAGUUCCAGGGUGCUCAACGACGGUUUUGAGUACGAGGCCUAGACAUUCAAUGAGGCAAAUGGAGAGGGAUAGAAUACUUUUUCAACGUCAAAGAGUGUCCACCGUAGCAGAAAUCCAACCACAAGGAGGAAUAGGAACAUUAAUAACAACACAACAAAUAGAUAAUAAACAAUUGGGGAAUUAUCAAAGGAGAUAUUCAACAAAUACAAAUAGUAGAUAUAAUAGAAAAAUUAGCAAUUAUAGUAGUGGAAGGCGUUGUGCAAUGUUAAAUAGCCCGUUAAACGAAGAAAAUGUGAAAGAAGAAUUAAACAUUUCUUCAAAAACAAAAAAUUCCGCUAUUAAAAAUGAACAAGAACAACAAAAACAGCAAUUUAGUAGCAGAACAGUCAACGCCCCUCCACCUCCAGAUUCAAUAGCGACAGAUGCAGAAACACAAAAAUUACUUCCUUUGCCUCCAGAAACUCUUGGAGGUGUUGACAGUGGCCUUAUACCUCAGAUUGAUAAGCCAAUGUCUAUGCCUUAUCUUUGUUGUAAAAUGUGGCGUUGGAAGGAUUUGCAAGUAGAUGCUGCUUUACACAGACUUGACCCUCUCCCUUGGUGUAGAUUUGGAAGAGUAACUAUAAACAAUGCAACUGUUUCUUGUUGUAAUCCCUACCAUUAUGCUCUGUGGAUAAGACCUGAAACAAUAUCUUCAGACGAGCAAAGUAUUAGUUCAGGUGUUCUAGCAAAUGGGGGUGGUGGUGCUACUGCAAGACUGUCAAAUGAAGCAGCAGAUGCCACAAUCGGUCAUGUACGUACAGCAUUUCAACAUUCCUUAAAAUCAGAAGCAAAAAAUAUAUUAUUAAAACAACAACAACAAAAUGAUUCUUCUUCUUCUAAACCUCCCCCAGAACCUUCACAACAACAACAUCAACUAAUAUUAGAUGAAAUUCAAAUGGGAAAUCAUUUGCCUCCAGCUUUGAGCGCUAAAAGGCGAAUUUCGCAUAGUGUACAUCAUCAAGCAAUGUCUUGGGGUAGAAUGGCAAGAUGGCAAUUUAACGAAAGGGUUGGAGAUAUAAUUACUCUUAUUGGUCAAUUUGCUUUAAUUGGUCAACUCGCCGGUACUGUAUUUGACGGCCAAGAUGUAAAAUGUCCUUGGGAUUUGGACAAUUUCACUUCUUUUGCUUUAAUUAGACAACCAUCAGAUGAAUCUUCAGAAAUUUUUGAUGAAGUUUGGCUUUAUAAUAGCAGUAAUCAACCCUUAUUUGUUUGUAUUUCCAAAAAUGCAGUCAGAGCAACAUCAUCAACUAGUGAAGCUCCAAACAUUCGUAGACUAUCACCCGGUUAUUGUAUUCGUGUACAUCGAGUAUCUCCAUCUACAAAUUUAUCAUCAUCAUCCCCUCCUCUUCGUUGUUCACCUCACAAAACAAUUAUUGCCAAUGAUAUUUCUUCUCCACAACAUUUUGUAGGAGAGACAACAACAACACAAAUUUCUUCUUCUUCUUUACCUGUUUCAAUGUUAACAAUAAGUAUAGGUUCGGGUUGGGGUGCAAAUUAUGAUCAAAAAUCUGUUGCAAAUCUUGAAUGUCGUUAUGAAGUGAUUUUUACUUGA
Meloidogyne enterolobii is the source of this 1875-nucleotide messenger RNA. NCBI's taxonomy places the organism in Eukaryota, Metazoa, Nematoda, Chromadorea, Rhabditida, Meloidogynidae. The record is from the annotation of a GenBank genome assembly.